GCCCCGGAAGUUUUUUCCAGAGGCAGGGGCACGUUGAGCCGGCUUUGCGGUAGCUUUUCCUAGCGGGUCUUCUCCUCAUGUCUUCCAAGAAGAGCAGAAAACGGCUGAACCGAAGCGCAGAGAAUGGUUCAGCCUCGCCUACCUGUGCUUCCUCUCCUUCGGGGCCCUCGCUUCCUCCUGCGGGGCCGGGCACGGCUGCGGCGGCCGGGAUUCUGGUGGUGACCAACUUCUUAGAAAUGGAUGACAAAGUUCCUAAAACAUUCCAGAAUUUCCUUGUUCAACUUGGACUCAACACUAUGAAAUCUGCAAACAUAUGUAUAGGUCGACCAGUGUUGCUAACCAGUUUGGAUGGAAAGCAAGAGGUCUAUACGGCCUGGCCUGUGGCAGGAUUUCCUGGCGGCAAGGUUGGCCUGAGUGAAAUGGCACAGAAGAAUGUGGGUGUGAAGGUUGGUGAUGCUAUCCAAGUCCAGCCUCUGUUGGGUGCUGUGCUACAGGCUGAGGAAAUGGACCUGGCACUCAGUGACAAAAAUGUGGAUAUUAAUGAAGAACAACUGACUGGUUGUCUUCUAAGAAAGCUAGACGGCAAGAUUGUUUUACCGGGCAACUUUCUGUAUUGUACAUUCUAUGGACGACCAUGUAAAUUGCAAGUGCUGCAAGUGAAAGGGACAGAUGGCAUGAUAUUAAGAAGGCCUCAGAAUGACUCUGACACCAAUGCUCAGGGAAUGGCCUAUGAACAGUCCAGCAUGGAAACCAGUACCCUGGAUGUAUCUCUACAGCUAAGCCAAUUAGAUCUGGGAGAGCCUCAGGACCCACCAUCGAGCAGUACUCCUUGCAAACCAGUAGAUGACAGAAUGAUAAAUAAAGACAAUGACAUUUUGUUGGAUGUUACACAGAAUCAUGGGGAUAGCAGCGGACUUGGACUAGUGGAAGUCACAGAACUUAAAUGUAGUUUUGAGUCGGCCAGAGGAGGAAAUGAGCAACUUAUCAAUGAAGAGAGAUUGCUGAAGUCAGCUUGUGUGGGAGCAAAGUGCAACACUGAUAUUUUUUAUUUUAUUUCUUCAACAACAAGAAUUAAUUUUAUAAAGGUUCAUACAAAUUCAGAAGAGGAAGACAACCAAUUCAAAGUAACUUAUGACAUGAUAGGAGGCUUAAGUAGUCAGCUGAAAGCAAUUAGAGAGAUUAUUGAAUUGCCUCUCAAACAGCCCGAACUUUUCAAGAGUUAUGGAAUUCCCCCACCUAGAGGAGUGUUACUCUAUGGCCCUCCAGGCACUGGAAAGACAAUGAUUGCCAGGGCUGUUGCUAAUGAAGUCGGAGCCUAUGUUUCUGUAAUUAAUGGUCCUGAAAUUAUAAGCAAAUUCUAUGGGGAGACAGAAGCAAGGUUACGUCAAAUAUUUGCUGAAGCCACUCUACGACACCCAUCUAUUAUUUUUAUUGAUGAGCUGGAUGCACUUUGUCCUAAAAGAGAAGGGGCUCAGAAUGAAGUGGAAAAAAGAGUGGUAGCAUCACUCUUAACACUGAUGGAUGGCAUUGGUUCAGAAGGAAGUGAAGGCCAGGUGUUGGUCCUUGGGGCCACAAAUCGCCCUCACGCCUUAGAUGCUGCACUUCGAAGACCAGGACGAUUUGAUAAAGAGAUAGAGAUUGGAGUUCCUAAUGCUGCAGAUCGGCUAGAUAUUCUCCAGAAAUUGCUUCAAAGGGUACCCCAUUUACUCACUGAAGUUGAACUGCUACAGCUGGCAAAUAGUGCUCAUGGGUACGUUGGAGCAGACUUGAAAGCCUUAUGUAAUGAAGCAGGUCUUUAUGCUUUACGGAGAGUCCUGAAUAAACAGCCUAAUCUUUCUGAUAGCAAGAUGGCUGGGUUGGUGAAGAUUACUCUGAAUGAUUUCUUACAGGGGAUGAAUGACAUCAGGCCCAGUGCCAUGAGGGAAGUAGCAAUUGAUGUUCCAAAUGUAUCUUGGUCAGAUAUAGGAGGACUGGAAAAUAUCAAACUGAAAUUGAAACAGGCUGUGGAAUGGCCCUUGAAACAUCCAGAGUCUUUCAUUCGAAUGGGUAUUCAACCACCGAAAGGAGUUCUUCUGUAUGGACCACCUGGAUGCUCUAAGACAAUGAUUGCAAAGGCUUUGGCCAAUGAGAGUGGCCUGAAUUUCCUAGCUAUAAAGGGGCCUGAAUUAAUGAAUAAAUAUGUUGGUGAAUCUGAAAGAGCAGUUAGAGAGAUCUUCCGAAAAGCAAGAGCGGUGUCGCCUUCCAUUAUUUUCUUUGAUGAACUUGAUGCCUUAGCAAUUGAAAGGGGGAGUUCUUCAGGUGCUGGAAAUGUUGCUGACCGUGUUCUGGCUCAGCUCUUAACGGAAAUGGAUGGCAUUGAACAGUUAAAGGAUGUGACAAUUUUAGCAGCUACUAACCGCCCAGAUAGGAUAGACAAGGCUUUGAUGCGGCCUGGAAGAAUUGACAGAAUCAUCUAUGUGCCUUUACCAGAUGCAGCGACAAGAAGGGAAAUACUUAACCUGCAGUUUCACUCUAUGCCAAUCAGUAAUGACGUGAAUCUUGAUGAACUCAUCUUCCAAACAGAUACAUAUUCAGGAGCGGAGUAUGUUUGUUUUUAUUUGUUUGUUUUGCCUCAGAUUAUAGCUGUCUGUAGAGAGGCAGCCCUUCUGGCCCUAGAAGAAGACAUUCAAGCCAACUCCAUCACGAGAAGACAUUUCACUCGAGCCUUGAGCACUGUGACACCCAGAAUUUCUAAAUCACUCAGACGUUUCUAUGAAGAGUAUCAAGAAAAGAGCGGGCUACAUACACUCUGAGAAAGAAUACCUAUUCAAGAUGCUAAAAUGCUUUCUGAAGAAAACUUGUUUCUUUUUUUAAAAAUUCUGUCUUGAGAGUGUCCCAAAAAAAAAAUCCUUCAGAAGCAAAAGGUCUGAAAUAUGUUGACUGGAACUGAGAGGCUUCAGUGUUUAAAGACAUUUGAAAUCAUAUGGAUACAAUGAAAAUAUCCAUGAAAAUCUUUGAACAUGAGUUUAAAUCAGUUUUAUCUGGAAAUGUGUGCUGAGUUUUAAAAAGCAAACUUUAGCUUUUUCAUUUUUGACCUAGUUUAUUCAUCCCAUGAAAUGCUUUCCUUACUCCAGAAUGUUUCACUGCAUUCCUAAAUGCACAGCCUGUGAGCAUCAGUUUUAUACAUUUAUAAAAAAUGCAUGUGUAUUAUUAGUCCUCAUAGUGAGAAAUAUUUAUGGAUCUUUAUUUUUAAAGGCCAGCCAGAUUUAUAUGGCAUUGUUUCCAAAUAUGUAUUUAUUCUCAUUAUAAUUCACACCUACAUUUUUGCUUUGGCCUUCUUAAUCUAUACUUAUGGCAGUAAAAAAAAGAAUUAAGAGUUAUUUCACGUAAUGCUCUUUGCAAAUUUAAAAAAUUGGAAAUAUAAUCCCAGUCGAGGCCUAGAGCAGUAGACUUGCUUUAUUUUGUUUCAUAAAAUAUUAUAAAUAAAUUGUAUGUUCAUGUUUUCCUUUGCACAUGUUUUCAGGUUACCAGUAAACUCUCAGUUCAAAGAUAAACCAAAUUGUACUCUUAAUAUUGUCUUAUGCUGUAUUCAAAAUAUGUAUACUUGUGCUCUUAAUUAUUUAUCUUUAGGAUUUCUUGACACUUUAAUAUUCCAUAAAUAUCUUUGAAAAACUGUCAGAAAUUGAUUCCCUGACUUCCAGUUAAGAAGGUGGCAGUGGAAAGAAUGUGCACUGAGACAUGCUCACUGUAGAUCUUUGAAAAUUUCCAGAAAGACAAGUCAGGCGAGAAAUACCUGAUUAUCACAAUAAUGGGACUAUACAGUUUUGUGGUGGUAGAUAUUCUGAAGUCACGUCUCAGAUAUCCUUGGACUAUCAAAAAAAGAUUUGCAAGGCAUUUUUUUCCCAGACUACAUUGGUUUAUUAGUAUAUACAUAAAACCACUCAGGGGACAGAGAGUAUUACCACUACUUAGAGCUCUGCUGUCAAAUAUAAUAGACACUAGUCACAUGUGGCUAUUUAAGUUUAAAUUUUAAUGAGUUAAAAUUAAAUAAUAUUAAACAUUUAGUUCACCAGACAUGUUAGCCACAUUUCAAGUGAUCAGUAGCCACAUGUGACAAGUGUCUGGCCAUGUGGACAGAAUAGGUUGUGGAACGUUUUCUGCUGAUUUAGAAUAUAAGGCUUACAUAACGAAAUAAAUAGGACCUCAAAAUUACUUAUAUGCUUCCCAUUUUCCCUUUAGUUAUUAGAGGACCAUACCUUCUUCCCUCUAAGUGCUAAGGGCACAGAAAAUAAGAGAAAAACCUUAUCCCCAAACGCGUGGACAGAAAAACAUUUAAAUUCUCACUGCCAAUAAAAUAACAACCAGAACAGUAAGCUUGAACUGACACAGGCUUUCAGGCUGGAGGCUGGGUGGUGGGGAGGAAGGGGGCAAACUCAAUCAGGAGGAGUUCGGAUGUUAAUGACCACUCAGACCCUUCAACCCACAUGACAUAGAAGUUCUAACUGAGCCUCAUAUGUCAUGCCCAGAUCAUUUAAAAGAUCAGCACCUUCGGUGUAAGGCCAAAUUAAAAGAAUUCCUCCUGCUGACCGGAGAGAUCAUAAGGAGCCUUUCUUGACUUGGUCUGUGCUGUGGUUUGAAAAGAAAAGAACAAAAAAAAAAAAAAAAAAAUGUUUUAAAAAAAGAAAAGAGCCAGCUCCUCUGAGAAUUCUAUGAACUUACCUUACCUCUGGGUUUGAAUUCACACGACCUUUCUGAUACAGAAGCUUGAAACCUGAAAAUUAACAUGAAAAUAUGGAUCCACACUAGAAAUAUCCUUGGGAUGACUAGCAGUUCCAAUAGUUGGAGAAAUAUAGCCUCACCCAGGCCACAGACGAUUCCAACGAUUCCAACAGCUAAAACCCUGCUCACAGAGUUCAUAAUCCCAAAGGAUGUGGAGCAGUGGAGCUUCACACUCUGGUGCUAGAGCAUAAAUUGCAGCUACUUCAGAAAGCAACUAGCAUAUCUAGUUAUGUUGAAGACCCUAUAAUCUCAGAGUUCUCAGUGUGUAUCUCAGAGCAAGUUGUUUUCAAUGAGGUAAUGUUUAAGAAAAUCAUAGCACCAUUAUUUGUAAAUAGUAAGAAACUGGAAACAACCUACCCAUCAGAGAAUGGAUUUCUAUAGGAUACUCAUACACAUACAAUGCAAUACUUAUGGCAACAAAAAAGUAAUUAGAGCUACAGGGAAAACAUGAAUUUCAAAAACGAACAUUUCAGAAGAAUACUUAUGCCAUUUAGAGUUUAGGGCAUGCAAGAUAAUUAUGUUGUUUAUGGGAACACGUGUAGUAGAAGACUACAUGAAGGGAAAUGAAAAGCAUCAAAUACUGGGGAGAAUUUUCUCAGGGGAGAAAAGUUGAAAUGUCAUAUCUUAAACGGGGUGGGUGAUGCAAAUGCAGGUGUUGAUUGUAAUACAGUCUACAUGUUUUUAUGCCUAAGUAUUUCAUAAUAACGUUUAGAAGAUCAGCCUUAAACUGACAAGUUAUGUGCAAAGGGCAAAAUGCAUCUCUAGCCCUAUUCCACAUUCUAACCAGCAUCAUUCCAUCCAAUUCCUGGACCUCCGAUGCAAUGCGCAAUACCUACCACUGCCUGUGUGUCUGAAAAUCAGAAGUACCACUAGUAUGGGAAAAAAAAAAUGCAAGAAGGCAAAAUUAAUUAAUUGAUUGAUAUCAGGCUUUCGGGACCCAGGAAACGAGAGAAAUUUGUUGGUGAGAGUUAGUGGUUAGGUGAUACAGGUCUUUUGGCGGGGGUGGGAGAAAUUAAAUCUGGAGUCAGACAUCUGUUUCCAUGGCACUGGGAUGGUGCAAGGGGCAGGAAGCUAAGAAUUUAAAAAGAUUUUAGAGCAUUACAUCUUUAAUCUAUUACAAACCAAUUAUUUUUUUAUAUCUUUAGAUAGCUAAUUAUUACCAUCAAAAAGGCAAAUGAUCUUUUUUUAUUUGUAAUUUGUGCCCUUUUUAUAACAAUAUCAGUUAAAUCUGAGUCAUGGAAAGGAACAGGUCAGGUGUCACUAAUAACAAUGUACCUGCAUGAGGACUUCAUCUGCAUGAGGACUUUACUUCUGAUUCCUGAGUCCCAUGUGUAUGGAUUUAAAAUACUGUGUGAUCCUAUUAUUUGGGUUUGUUUGUGAUUGAAUUACACAGUAUAGUUCAUGGAAAAUUUAAGUUCAGCAAGAAGAGAAAAUGUCCAGCUUCCCGUCUUAAGAAAACAAUUUGCUUUAUUGGCAUCUGGUCAAAUGUUUGUCGUUGAUCCAGAUUCUCUUCAGGGUUUCAGGAUACUCACAUUGACGCUUUUUUUUUUUUUUUUUUUCCCAGUGCUCCAAGAGGUUUUAGUUUGAAUAGUGAAAUUAGUGUUUCUGUCUAACAAAAAAAUUUAGAAGAAUGGCUUCCAACUUUUUACUCCUUUAUGACCAAGAAAGUGUAUUUAUAAGGUUAACUCUGACUUCUGCCCUCCCUUGCUUGAAAAAUGUUUAGUUCUAUGUUAUUUCUAAUGUAUAAGACAGGUUUUUAAAAUAAUGUAUGGGUUUUCCACUUUGGAAAAAUAAGUACUGAAUUUAUAGAAAAACCAAACUUGAGUGUAUGUUUAAUUUAUCUUAAUCAAGAGACGGCUACAGAAAAGUUGCUAUAAAGAGAGAAUCAAGUUA
Molecule: messenger RNA, 6651 nt
Organism: Canis lupus familiaris (dog)
Lineage: Eukaryota; Metazoa; Chordata; Mammalia; Carnivora; Canidae
Gene: AFG2A
Product: spermatogenesis associated 5
Exons: 16
Coding region: 78-2792 (904 amino acids)
Cellular component (GO): cytoplasm
Molecular function (GO): ATP hydrolysis activity; ATP binding
Source: RefSeq, a predicted model, not a curated record